AUGAGCAACUUCUCUUUUCCUGAUUUUGACGACCUUCCAGUGGUCAAAGGCCAACCAAAAGGAUGCCUCUGGGGCUUUUUCGACGUUGAUGGACAGAAAGACCAGUUGGGAGCCCUGCGGCUCCUCACUAAGGAAGUUGUACAGAAGGCGAAAGACGAGAUACAAACCGGGACGCACGUGCAGCUCGACUGGCCACUUCAUAACAUCGAGUUUCCAGGCUUCGGACGAAUUCCACUGCAGCAUACCGUCAAGGACCUCGCCGAGGAAGGAUUUGUCGCCUUUGACGAUGUUAUAUCUUUCAACACGCAGACAAGCUCUUAG
This is a messenger RNA of Fusarium musae, 321 nucleotides long. RefSeq lists its product as uncharacterized. The record is from RefSeq and is a predicted model, not a curated record. The coding region runs from base 1 to 321 and encodes 106 amino acids. Lineage: Eukaryota; Fungi; Ascomycota; Sordariomycetes; Hypocreales; Nectriaceae. The transcript is spliced from 2 exons.